AUACAAGUUUUUUUUUUCAUUUUCGCGUUUGAAGUUUUCCUACCGAUAAUAAUCGCGAGGGUGGGCAAUUCAUUUCCCCGCGCCAUACCGGACGGAACAAUGUUUUUUUUAGUGCAGAAGGAGGAAUUCGGCGGGUGUCUUUCGCGUGUGAAAUUUGUUUUCGGCAAUAGAAGUCAUUUUAUCACUUUUAUGGGCUCAUAGUGGGGGCAAAAAAUUGUUGUCGAAUAAUUGGCGUAUGGAGCAGACGAAGCGCACAGUGCUUAUCGACGAGUGAUUCUAUCGUGACAAUCCCGAUCAAAAGAAAAUUUGAACGGAAAACGGAAGUGUAGGGGAAGAGUCCGCCGGGCUAUUGUAGUGCUGGGUAGUUACGCAUUGUCGUGCUGCAUAUCGGUCGGUGAUGGAGGUGAUACGCAGCAAAAGGCACAGCACAGAUUUUGAUACUUGGCGCGAAGAUGCCGCGCGCAGUGAUAAUUAGUUGAUUGCAGUGUUUUGUCAAAGGGUGUUGAAAUUUAGUCUUGGAUAUUCAGGGGAAGCAGCAAUGGCGUCAACAGUUCGUGAUCCUUCAAAUACCGCUGGUGACAAUCGGUCCAUUAUCGAGUCCAGUUCGGAAGAAUCCCUACAGCAAAUCUCGAUCAACGAAAACAUCUCGGAUAAGUGCCUGUUGAAGUGCAAAAUAUUAACCACCGGCGACAAAGAUCAGUACAUAAAGCUGCGAAGCCCCAGUGCAGGGGGUUUGCCGUACUCGGCCAAGUUCCGGUGUGGAAGUGCACACUGGAAAUUACACGGUGCACAGUGUUUGGUCACCAUCGGAUCGAGCUAUGUAGCGCAAGUGUCAGUGGAAGCAUCCGAAGACUUAAAUAGUGCUAGUGAUUUUGAAAAAGCCAAGGAACUAUUGCUGCAACUUGUGUUGACCGUGAAGGUCCUGGAAGAUCAGUUACUGCUGAAAACCACGAGUUUAAGAAGUUCUAUUCAAAUGGAGCUUACAAAGUUGGCAUCAAACUGUGGACAGUGCAUUGAAAGUGGAAAAUUUUUGUUCGAAAUAAGGAGACUGGCUGAAAAGCAUUCGUACGACGUCGGGACUGAGUUCUGUAAGGAAAUGUCCUCGAACAGGUUUGUGUCCAGCAAAACCCUAAAAGUGUCUAUCGUUAUGUUUACUGCUUUGCGGAGCUCUCUGCAGAGUCGAUACGCCUUUCUCAAGGAAGAUAAAUGGUCGCAUCUGUUGCAUAAGGAAAAACGUUUACUGGAAGACUUUUUUAAUACGGUAGCAACAGAUCAUAAGAAUCUUCUACUAGAAGUGUGUUCCUCGCAAAUAAAACCCGAGUUGAAAAACAUCGAAUCAUAUCGUUGUUUGUUGCUCAGAACUGCUGAUGUGACAAUUUUCAAAGACUUGGAGGGUAUUAUGGUAGGAGAAAUGCCGCAACAAGCGUUGGUCAUCAUCAGCAAGAAUUUCAUUCAACGAAUCGCAACCGUAGAUUGCAGCCAAGCACUGCCGGUAUCAAAUGAGAUCUUUUGCUGUGUAUGCAAAAGUUUAAUGGACAUCGCAAAUCGCGUUCAGGAGAAAUUGGGCAUACAAAAUUCUAUCCAGUACGAUGGAAAGCAAUGGAAAAUGGCAACUAUCGCAAAGAAUAGUUUAAAAUCUGGCUUAGAUAGAUGCUUGGUGAAUCAAAUGCAUAUGCUAGUUAACUUUGCAAACCACUAUGAACCGGGAAAACCUACAGUCAACGAGAGCUACCCUUACGACUAUCAGAUUGAGUGUUUCAAGAGUUUCGCGUUAACACGAAACGAAGAAAAUACGUGGGCUUGCCUUAUGGAUGCAGUGAUGGUGAAUGUUUUCCAGAAAGACUUUACUCGAAUUGGCAAUAUGUCAGAGAUGUUCCAAGCGUUCCUGGAGUUUAUUUCAUCGGCUGAUCAGCAAAAGACGUCAUCCGAGUCUAUGCGCAUGGUUACACACAUAAUUUUGGAAUAUGUGGCUGUGGUUGAACGAAUCGAACUCUACCUAGAUGAAAUUGGAAAACAGAUUUUCAAGAAGCAAAUCGGCUAUAUAGCUCAGGCAAUCCAAGAAAGCCAUACAGAUCACACUCGACUCAAACAUGUAACAAGUGCGUUCAAAGACUGCUGGAUUUGGAGCAAGUGUGGAUUUCCUAAGCUGAUGGACACACUUUACGGAAAAUAUUUAAGUCCACAUGUCAAGGAACUGCGUACAAAGCUUUUACAGAUAGUAACGCAAGCGCUGGAUAAAAAUGUUUCCUUGGAUGAAAUAACCAAAUUCUUUGAAACUUUUAACGUAUUUUGUAUGGACUUGGAGGCACUAGGCUUUGAAUGGUACGUGCGUGUUCACAACGAUAAGAUCAGGAAAACACUGCUCGAUAUGAAAGCUAUUAACUGCGUGCAUAACUCCCUUUUCACAACUGACGAUAAAUGCUUUCUAGUGUCGAAAGACAAGUACGACAUGUUCAUACAAAUUUGUGCAAAUGAAGUCAUUCCAAAGCACUAUCAAGUUGAGAUCGUGAAAACAUUGUUGGAUCAUGUCUUGUGCAUUCUGGACAAGCGUAGCUGGAACGAUGGAACAUGCUUAACGGGAGAAGACCAACUAAAUGCUGCAAAGUCGCUUAUCAACAGCAUCAGAACAUCUCUUCUUUACCUUAAGGAGCAGCCGGAGUAUGCCAACUUUACGCAGUUUUACAAGCGUAGCACCAAGCCGUUCAAGAUCAUCAUCAAGGAGUGUAGCUCAAUUACGAAUUUUACGAAGCGGAUGGAGUUUAUGAUGCAAUCGUUCCCCUACAUUCAGAACCAGCAAGUCCUCGAUGUUGAUAAAGCGUUAACGAUAUUCUCCACGCUGAACGCAAAGUGUGAUGAACAAUUGCUGAAGAAUGCCUUCCAACUAUACGUUGGACAAUUUGAGAAGCACAUGCGAGAAUGUGACGACCUGGAGUAUGCCGACAAGAUCAAGCGAAUAGUCCGUCACGUUAGCGAUAAAGUUAAACCCAUUCGGGCAUCCAAGUGGACUGCGGGGUUCAAGCAAAAUACCAUUCCGUUGAUUCUUGCCGGUGUGAGAGCUGUUUGGGCUAUUCUUACAUCUGAAGACGUUUUGAAUCCAGGAAAGCUGGUAAAGCCACAUUCACUACAAAUCCUUACGGUUUUAAGGUUUUUAUGUGUGGACAAUGAGAAAUCUGGCGUCGAUAAGCACCUGGCGCAAAUAAUGACCGCUCAAGGAGAAUCCGUGGUAUUGGGGCUUAUUGCAGCAGUACUAGCUCUUUUCGGGCAUAAAGUAGAAAUAGUAUGCCACAGCGAACAUUUGGCCAAACACGAUGCAGCCGAUUUCUGCGACUUAUAUGAAGCACUUUCAAUCCAACCGAAGAUUUCUUAUAAAACUAUCGAUGACGUGGUGAACGAGCGAUUACGAACAUUCUCCGAGAAAGCUUGGAUAUAUUUGAGCAAAUGUCUUGGGAUUCCACCUGAAUUGCCAAACAAAAAUGUUCCAGUAGAUGCUGAUUUGAGUGACACUGUCCUCUUGAUGAACGAGUUCGAUGUUUUCGUGGAAAAAUACUAUGGUGACACUAGCUACAACGUUUUCGCACCGGAAGUCAAAGGGCUUGGUCAGAUUCAGCACAAAAUUUGGGACUUAGUUCAAAGCAAUACCGUAGACAUCGAGCGCCAGUUGGAAGCCUUCUUGCAGUCAUCCAGUGAUCCAGACGUGGUGCAGUUGAAAUCUCUCAUCGAACGCCCAGGAUCGUAUAAAUUGGUCACAAUCAAUCACGAUGAAACUUUGAAGGUAUUGUACAACAAUAAAACGUUCUUCACAGAGAAAUUCAAUCAAAUGGUGAAAACUGCCAAAGAAGUUCACAGAAUUCACAUUGACGAAUGUGCGCAAAACUUCAAACUGGAUUGCAAUGGCGUUAUAACCUGUCGAAACGAAAAUGGUGAAUUUCUCCCUAAUUUGUACUGUCAAUACCUCAACGCUUUUAUGUAUUUCAAACUGCAGAAGGACAAUUUUGUACAAAGUGUGAAUGGUUCGGUUAACUUUGGAUAUUUGCCUUUGGAUUUCUCAUCGUUUUCGUACGCAAAAUUACCGGAUCAAUAUUCCCUCUUCCUUUGUGUCACGGGUACUUUCAGAGGUUUCAAGUUGAUGCAACAGAAGACCAUCAUGCCGCCUUUUUUUGGCGCUACUAAGCUGAAGUUCAGUCAGCAGGAGAAUUUCCAAUGUUUACCUGAGCUGUCCGAAUGGAAAGCCGCGAUAUUUGAUCGCGUCAAUGCAGUCAUCAAUGAGAAUCGUUCAGUGAUCGUCUUUUUCAGUAACAAGUUUGAAAUUGAACAGUUCCGGCUGAGUUUCGAAUCGCAGAUUGUACGACUGAACGAAGUUACCGUUGAAACGGAUGACGAUAGUCGGGAUCGGUACAUCAUCGAAGCAGGCGUUCCUCGCACCGUUACCCUGGCAACCCGUGACAUGGGACUUGGUUUGGACUAUAAGACCACAUUGUCGGUGGAGAAAAACGGUGGUAUUCAUGUGAUUCAGACUUUCUUUUCACUGGAGGAAAACGAGGAAACGCUGAUCAAGAGAUGCACCGCUCGGAAAGGCAACAAGGGAAGCUAUGAGGUGAUUGUGUGUCUGCCACAUCUGGUAACACUGGACGUGGUGGACAGAAAUGAGCAGUGCCGUACAAUCAGCUAUGCGCAGUUGGAAAAGUCCAGGAGGAAUUUGUCCAAACGAGUUGAUGAAGAUAAAACCCUUAGUAUUAAGAGAGCCAAUCAGAAUCAUGAAAUGUUAGUUAAGUUUUACGAAAGUGUUUAGAUUUUAAACGAUUAUGAUAUAAACAAAUAUCAAUACACAAA
Molecule: messenger RNA, 4830 nt
Organism: Aedes aegypti (yellow fever mosquito)
Lineage: Eukaryota; Metazoa; Arthropoda; Insecta; Diptera; Culicidae
Exons: 4
Coding region: 539-4789 (1416 amino acids)
Biological process (GO): protein targeting
Cellular component (GO): extracellular region
Molecular function (GO): ABC-type protein transporter activity; ATP binding
Source: RefSeq, a predicted model, not a curated record